This is a messenger RNA of Olea europaea var. sylvestris, 1134 nucleotides long. RefSeq lists its product as uncharacterized. The transcript has 2 exons. NCBI's taxonomy places the organism in Eukaryota, Viridiplantae, Streptophyta, Magnoliopsida, Lamiales, Oleaceae. Bases 1 to 1134 code for a protein of 377 amino acids. The record is from RefSeq and is a predicted model, not a curated record.
AUGAUAGAGGCUUACGAUGGGGUCACAGAUCCACUUGACCAUCUAUGGACUUUUGUUGAUCUGAUGAGCCUCUAUGCAGCACUCGAUGCGGUAAUGUGUCGGUCUUUUUCCCCGACUCUUAGGAGGGAAGCCAGAGACUGGGUGGCAACACUUGUCCCCCGGUCUAUCCGAACAUUUGAUGAACUUUCCAGGAGCUUUGUAGCCUACUUCCUGAGUAGCAAGAGAAAGAGGAUGACAGCCAUUGGACUAAUAUUUAGCCGUGCGAUCCUUGGAAUAGAGGACCUUCAGAUGUCGACGAUGGUGACUGCGUUAAUGAAUGGAACUCGAAACCGGGCUUUCAAGAUGUCACUUUCUAAGAACCCCCCAGAAUCAAUGCACGACCUAUUGAAAAAGGGAGACAAGUAUGUUGAUACUAAGGAGACGGAGAAGGUCAUAAAAAACCUCAGAGAGGGAUGGGAAGUAGAAAGUCACAAGCACAAGGCGGGGGACGAGCUAAGACCUGCCAACAAAAAUAGGCCAAUGAGUGAGCAGAUGGUGAAUGAGGCCGCCCAAGACCGGCCAGCCAGGCACAAACAAGAGGAGUCCAGGGCGUUCAUCCCUUUGAACACCCCCCAUGCCAAACUAUUGCUGGAAAUACGAGACAUGAAAGAGCUAGAAUGGCCGAGACCCAUGGUAACGCCAACAGGCAAAAGAAACCAAGGCAGAUAUUGUCAUUUUCACAAGAAUCACGGGCAUGAUGCUAAAAAGUGCCUGCAACUAAAGGAGGAGAUCGAGCGCCUCCUAAGGCGGGGUCUCCUAGGCAAGUAUGUGAAGGAUAAUCGGGGGAAGCAAAAGAUGGAGGAUCGUCCCCCACCUAGGGCCAGAGUGAUAAACAUGAUUACAGGAGGGUUAGCAGGAGGGGAAGAUUCAAACUCGGCAAGGAAAAGCUUCGCGUGCUCUCUCGGGAUCUGCUCCAUCCAAAAGAAGGCAAGGUUCAGCCAAAGCAUCACUUUUGGCGAGGAAGACUUGAUAGGCGUGGCGCACCCCCUUGAUGAUGCCUUACUUAUAGUAGGCGACAUAGCUGAUUUUGACGUCAAAAGAGUAUUGGUCGACGGGGAAAGUGUCGCAAAUGUACUCACCUGGGACUUUUUUUAG